This is a messenger RNA of Cottoperca gobio, 1670 nucleotides long. RefSeq names its product forkhead box protein I1-ema-like. NCBI's taxonomy places the organism in Eukaryota, Metazoa, Chordata, Actinopteri, Perciformes, Bovichtidae. Bases 470 to 1639 code for a protein of 389 amino acids. Gene Ontology annotation, molecular function: RNA polymerase II cis-regulatory region sequence-specific DNA binding; DNA-binding transcription factor activity, RNA polymerase II-specific. The transcript is spliced from 3 exons. The record is from RefSeq and is a predicted model, not a curated record. Gene Ontology annotation, biological process: anatomical structure morphogenesis; cell differentiation; regulation of transcription by RNA polymerase II.
UAUUCUAUUUAAAUUGUUAUCAUAAUCAUCCAAAAAUACACAUGACUUAACUUAAUGAAUGUUGGAGCAACAACUUGAGUGGAAAAUUAUUUAAUUGAGGGUGAAGAAAACCCCUGGAGGAACUGAACAAGCUGACAGUAUGAAAAAAAAAAACUGUGAGAAAGCAGGAACUGACUUCUCACCUGAGAAAACAACCAAUCAAACAAGGCAGGGGCGUUUCUAGGGAAACAGAUAAAGCAGGUGUGACAGGUGAGGAAGGGCAAACAGACAAGAAAGGGGUGGAGAAGGGUAACUUGUAAGUGUAGAGACCAUCAGUUGGAUCCGCUCACAUUCAAAUACCUGCAAAGGUCUGAAGAAGAAAAGGACUUUUGAGAUCUGACAAAAACCAAUGCAAAAAGAGGUUUGCAUAGAAAGGAAGGACAGGCAAAGUGUUGAGACGAGAUUUUGAGAGGUAAGAAGAAAUUUCACAAUGUCUUCAUUUGAGGCCCAGGGCCAGUCUCCUCCUCGGUGUGGCCCGCAGUUCCCCAGCCUCGGCCAGGAGCCCCCUGAGCUCAGCAUGUACAGUGACUGUUACUACCCUCCUCCCUCAUUGCCGAGUCCUCAGCGCACCACUCCGACUUCCUACGACCUGAGUGACUACGCCACCUCCUCAACAAACCCUUACCUCUGGUUCAACGGCACCGGGAUCAACACACCCCCCUACCUGGCUACCACCGGCCCACCUGGAAACCCCGGCCCUCCCUUUGUCCCUCAGCACUACGGCAUGCAGAGGCCUUACCUGGGUCCUGCUGGAGCCGGAUGUCCAGGAGGGGAGCUGAGCUGGUUCUCUCUCCCCUCACAGGAAGACCUGAUGAAGCUGGUUAGGCCACCUUACUCCUACUCCGCUCUCAUCGCCAUGGCUAUCCACGGAGCACCAGACAGGAGACUGACAUUGAGUCAGAUUUAUCAGUAUGUGGCUGACAAUUUCCCUUUCUACAACAAAAGCAAAGCAGGGUGGCAAAAUUCCAUCAGACACAACCUGUCACUCAACGACUGCUUCAAAAAAGUACCAAGAGAUGAAGAUGAUCCAGGCAAGGGCAACUACUGGACACUUGACCCAAAUUGCGAAAAGAUGUUCGACAAUGGAAACUUCCGCCGCAAAAGGAAGAGAAAGUCUGAUUCCCUCUCCGGUGUUGAUGGCUCAGGGGUUCCGGAGUCAGGUGACAACGAGAGGGGCAGCCCCAAACUCUCAACUGCCCUGCACAUCUCUCCCACGCCAGACAGGAUCCCCUCCCCUUCAUCGUCAGGCCCCGCACCUUGUCUCAGCAGCUUCUUAUCCGAGAUGUCUGGAGUGGCAGUCGGAGCAGCUAAUGAGGUGGGAGGUGAUGGGUUGAGCAGGCCGCUGCAGAUCAACCUCGCUUUAGAUGGGCCUCAUAGACCCACGCAACCUGGAAGCUUUAGCACCUACUCCCCCAACCCAGGUGGCCCAGAGUGGGUACCACAAGUGCCAGCUCUCCCAGUGCUCUCCUCUUCACCCACCCACUCCUCCCUAGGCUACACUAGCCCCAUCCUCAGCCAGUACAGUGGGUCCAGUGGGCAUUUCUACCCCACACUUGGCUCAACAGGAAUCAUCUAUCAUCGUGAGGGCACAGAGGUUUAAUAAGACAUUGGGGGGGGGGGGGGGGAGUUUG